AUGAAGCUGUUCCUGUUCCUCACCGGGCUCGCCCUCGUCAGCGCCAGAGCACCCUACGUGCCCAUCCUCACGGAUUACCACGAGAAGAUCGGUAUCCCGGAGGCAGCCAGGAUCCAGAAGGCUGAAGCAGCGGCAGACUUCGAUGGCAAUAGGAUCGUAGGAGGAUCGGCAGCUGGCCUGGGUGCACACCCUUAUGCCGCUGGUCUGAUCGUAUCUGGUAAUCGAGGCACGUCGAUGUGCGGUGCCUCUCUUGUCACCAACACUCGUCUAGUCACCGCUGCCCACUGCUGGCGUACGAGCAAUUUCCAGGGCAGCUCCAUGAUUGUCGUACUCGGCUCCAUUCGACUCUUCUCCGGUGGUACCAGGAUCACCACCAGCAACGUUCAAAUUCACGGCAGCUACAACCAGAACCGCCUCACCAAUGACAUCGCUGUCAUUUCUAUCAGCCAUGUCAAUUAUAACAAUAACAUCCGAAACAUCCAGCUACCAUCCGGCCUCUUUCUUAGCAUGACGUACGCUGGAGAAAGGGCAGUCGCCGUGGGCUACGGCAGAACCUCCGACUCUGGUUCCGCAAGCUCCAAUCCAGAUCUUCGUCAAACGACCAUAACGGUGAUCCAGAACUGGGAGUGUGUUAACAUCUAUGGACCUAAUACUAUCAUCUCGUCCACACUCUGCACGGACGGUUCACGCAGGACUGGUCCAUGCUCCGGAGACUCCGGUGGUCCACUGGUCUACCAAUUCCAAAACACCAGAUAUUUGAUCGGAGUGACGUCAUUCGUUGCGGCAGCUGGUUGCCAGUCUGGUCUCCCUGCUGGUUACGCGAGAGUCACCUCCUUCGCCAGCUGGAUCAGAGCAAGAAUCUAAGACAAAUGAUCGGAUACCGGAAAAGUGAUUCAUUCCAGAAACUGUAUAUCCUUGUGUC
Messenger RNA from Melitaea cinxia (Glanville fritillary), 922 nucleotides. RefSeq names its product collagenase-like. Gene Ontology annotation, biological process: proteolysis. Gene Ontology annotation, molecular function: serine-type endopeptidase activity. Bases 1 to 864 code for a protein of 287 amino acids. The transcript is spliced from 5 exons. The record is from RefSeq and is a predicted model, not a curated record. Lineage: Eukaryota; Metazoa; Arthropoda; Insecta; Lepidoptera; Nymphalidae.